Molecule: messenger RNA, 4070 nt
Organism: Mus caroli (Ryukyu mouse)
Lineage: Eukaryota; Metazoa; Chordata; Mammalia; Rodentia; Muridae
Gene: Rap2a
Product: RAP2A, member of RAS oncogene family
Biological process (GO): Rap protein signal transduction
Cellular component (GO): membrane
Molecular function (GO): GTPase activity; GTP binding
Source: RefSeq, a predicted model, not a curated record
CAUUGCGGGCCCGCGGUUCGGGCGGCUCCGGCUCGAGGUCGAGCUCUGUUGCUGCUCUCGCCCUCGGGGCUGCAUCGUCCUCCCGCUUGGCCGGCUCACAGGGCCGCGCGCGACUCGUUCAGCUGCAGCCCCGCUGCCGGCGCCCGGGGCGCUGCCGCGGCCGUGAGCCGACGAGUCCGUAAGGGCGGCGGGGCCGCGGGGUCGGGGCGCGGCGCGCGGGCGCAGGUCUAUGUCGCGGGCGGCGGCGGCGGCGGCGGCCGCGCAGGGACGAUGCGCGAGUACAAAGUGGUGGUGCUGGGCUCGGGCGGGGUAGGCAAAUCCGCCCUGACCGUGCAGUUCGUGACCGGCACCUUCAUUGAGAAAUACGACCCCACCAUCGAGGACUUCUACCGCAAGGAGAUCGAGGUGGACUCGUCGCCUUCGGUGCUGGAGAUCCUGGACACCGCGGGCACCGAGCAGUUCGCGUCCAUGCGGGACCUGUACAUCAAGAACGGCCAGGGCUUCAUCCUGGUCUACAGCUUGGUCAACCAGCAGAGCUUCCAGGACAUCAAGCCCAUGCGGGACCAGAUCAUCCGCGUGAAGCGGUAUGAGAAGGUUCCAGUCAUCCUGGUCGGGAACAAAGUGGACCUGGAGAGUGAGAGAGAAGUGUCCUCCAACGAAGGCCGCGCCUUGGCUGAGGAGUGGGGCUGCCCCUUUAUGGAGACUUCUGCUAAGAGCAAAACAAUGGUGGAUGAGCUCUUUGCUGAAAUUGUGAGGCAGAUGAACUAUGCAGCUCAGCCUGACAAAGAUGACCCAUGCUGUUCUGCCUGUAACAUACAAUAGCAUCCGAACAUGGCUGCCCCGGACAGGAUUCGCCUAGGCUCGUAGGCAGCAGUAACCUUGUCUACUGUGCUGCAGUUUGUAGGAUGGGUGGUGUGUGAGUCCACGGUGCACUGCAACCUUCAGGCCGGAUGGCCAGCUGAUGCCUCUGAGUACCUGUGGGUUCCGUGACUACAGCCUCCACUUCUGUCCUCAGUCCUUGUACAUCUGCAACCUGAAGGCCCCACCGCCAAGCUACAGGGUGACCUCAUUUGACAUGAUGAUGGCAUUGCCAUUGAGGUGACAGAAGCCACUGUUGUGUAAACUAAAAAUAAUCAUGAGAGAGAAACCAGAAUUCCUAUGAUCACUAACAAUUAAAAUAUUUUGUUGUCUUAAAAAAAAAAUAAAAGGAGAAAUAUUUUCCUACAAGAGUACUGAAGUCAGCUUCUAGCCAGUGUAUUCCGUCCAGUAAAACAGCAUUGCAGGGAGACUCUGAUCAGCUGACACGUUUCUAGUUUUCAAAUUGAUGCCUAAUCGUCGAGGUUAUCCUAAUUCGUGACAUGUCAGUCCUCAAUAGAGUAAAAGUCAGAACAAGGCUGUGUGAAGACCCAGUCUGGCUUUAGAAUUUGUUGAAUCACCUGCUCUGCCACAGAAAAUAGUCUCUCAUAGGGGUUUAUGAAAAUUGAGUCACACGCCCACCCUCUGUUAACGGAGAGGGGAUGGUCUUUAUUUACUGAACAAGACAGAAGCAGCUGAGACGGAGAGCCAGCCUUACUAACGAGCCUCGUAGCCGAUUAACCAUCACAGAAGGAAAAUGAAGCCAUGUUACACCCACACGCUCCCGUUUGCAGACACCCCACAGGACAGUACAGACAUUUGGCUUUGUGUGUGUGUGUAUGUGUCUGUGUGUGUGUGUGUGUUUGUGAAAGCAGCCUUUAAGGGCCACGGUUGCAAUGGGACCCUUGGCUCACCUGCUUUGGAAAUCCAGUCUGCUGUAUCACAGCUUUAUUAUAGGCAUUUAAAACAAAAGUAAAAAGCAGAUUGAACAGCCUAUGAAAAAAUUUGGGCUUAAAAGUAGAGUAUAAAUUAUUUUAGCGAGGGAAGGAAGCUUUUCAUGUGUGCAUUCCACCCUGAUGGCCGAAGUGGCUGGCACACACUGCCUGAGUGAGUCUUCUGUUUCGAAAGGGUGCUUAAGCUCUGGCAUUUUUGGCCAUGAAGUGUUUUAUCAUUUGCAUGAGUAAUGGCACAGGAAAAAAAAAAUUUCAGUUCAGGAGUUUCAGGAGCGUGGAAGGGUUCUUUCUUCUCACCUCCCUUAGUGGCAUAAGUGCUGGUGAUCCUGCCCUCUGAAGAUCAGUGUGGCCUUCAGAACCGCAGUGUCACUGAGCCUGGAAGCACUUAGGGCCUUUGCCUUCUCAGGCUCCACAGUCUCGUGCAAGUAACCGCUUAGUCUCAUGUGUACCAGAAAGAAGAGUGUGUUUGUGUGUGCAUGUGUGUUUAUUGUUCCUAAGAAUUUGGCACAAUUCAGGCUAUCGCCUCGACUGAGAAUCUAUACUGCAGAACAUAAUGUAUAAGCAAGCAGUUUUUAAAUUAUUAGUCUCUUACAAGCCAUUGGAAUCUCCCCCACCCCAAGUAUUUAGUAGCUGGCUUUAAGUUUACAAGAUAGGGGGACAAGGUCAAUGGUGUUUGUCAUAUGUGAGAAAAAGUAAAUAAAUAAUGUGGGUAAAACCAGGUUGUGGGUGUUAGAGAGUCUUAGAAAAUUCAUGAUCUUCAGUGCCAUUUCCUCCACUUAGGAAGGACAAAAAUGUCCAUUUUAUAGGACAAAAAGUCCUAACAGUUUUCUUGAAACAAAGUCUUUUAUGUAAAAGUUGAUUUUUGACUCAGACAUAUCGAAAAAUUGAACUAAAGAAGUAUGUUUCAUCUGCUGAAGUAGAAAUAUUCGUGUGAGACCUCUGAGGCCUCUAACUUGUCCGACUUACUCUAAUGUUUAGAAUCUCAUAAUGAACAGCAAUUGAUGAUACUGUGUAUUAGACGGGGCUGUACAGAUCCCACAGCCUCACGUCACAGUGGAAAGGGUGUGAAGCCUGAGAAAGCCGGGCAAGGUGUGAAGUGUGAGCUUUGCCAGGCAUCUGGGCAGGCUCUUCCUAAGGCCCAGUGUUUACACCAGCCCUUCAUAGUGCCUGGGCAUCACUUCCCCAGGCCAAAUUUUGCCACACCCUCUCCCUGUUCCUCUGGUGCAAGUCUGACUGACGGUUGUGCAUGAUGUUGCUGAGAUGGGGAUAAAAACCCAAGGACAGGAAAAGGACACUUGUCAGCACAUGAAAUGGCAGGGCGCAAAGGAGAGCCGGCCCAUUGAUAUUUCUUUAAAAGCCCAAUGCACCUAGCAACCAGAUAAAUGAAAGUUCGUUCUAACAUGCCUUAAAAAUAUGGUUUGACCCCAAAGACCCAUUAUUCUUUAGCUAUUACUUAGUUUGCUUUGCUUUGUUUUUUUACUUUUCACACAGAGCCAGGUUUUUGUUUUGUUUUAGGUUUAUUUCUUUUAUGGUGUAACUUGCGGUUCUUUUUAAGCUGUGGCAGCGGCGGUAACCAACGCCUUUGUGCUCCUCAGCUUCCACAGGACAAGCCAGCAUGUGCUGGGAAGCCUUCUAGGUGUUUCCGUACACCGUGAGAGGUGCUUUGAAGCUCCCACCCUUUGCUUUGUAGAAUUAGGGCUUGCCCGUGCACUCCAGUUGCCACUCUCUGGGGUAGAACUACUGAUGCUUGCCUGCUUUUUGUGUCGCCUGUGGACGGCUGUGGUGCACCGUCCAGUGUGAGUGUUGCUGCUGGUGACUGUGAAGGUGUGUUGUCCUCCACUGCUGUUGGGUUGCUUAGUUGCUUAGUUUCUUCAUCAGUAGUCCCCCUCCCCCGUUAGCACUGGCUCAGCUUUAACUGUGUCCUCAGCCAAUCAGAUGUUGAAGACCAUGGGGGUCCUCUUGUUUAAUUUGUCCUCGUGUAUCUAUUAAACCUUGAUCAGGGUUUCUAGAACGGCUGCAGUAGAUUUUGAAAACAGACUUACUGUUAUUGAUUGAGGUUCCCCAGAGAUCCAGUUCACAGUUAAUUGUUGGACUCUAAUACAACUGACCAUUGAAAAAUGAACAACAGCUUAUUGUUUUGUAACAGUGUCGGGUGAGCCCUGACAUUUCAAUUGAAACAUGAAUUGUCAUUAUAACUCAAUGCAAAUUCAACAGUUGUAUUUGGAGUUAAAUUAUUUUAACAAAUAAAUUUAUUUAAUGAAA